Periophthalmus magnuspinnatus is the source of this 5220-nucleotide messenger RNA. RefSeq names its product high density lipoprotein binding protein a (gene hdlbpa). Gene Ontology annotation, molecular function: mRNA binding. NCBI's taxonomy places the organism in Eukaryota, Metazoa, Chordata, Actinopteri, Gobiiformes, Gobiidae. Gene Ontology annotation, cellular component: cytoplasm; nucleus. The coding region runs from base 257 to 4087 and encodes 1276 amino acids. The record is from RefSeq and is a predicted model, not a curated record. The transcript is spliced from 28 exons.
GUAACCGGACUCUGUAAGGUGACGUUGGAGAGUGUGAUUGGUGGGCGGCUCUAGUAUAUAUCCUGCCAGCCCGGCGUCCCACCUUCUCGCCAGUGGAGUUUCUCCUCAGCUUCUGCACCUUCUGGGCAGACGAGAACAAAAAAUAAGCAAAAGCUGGCAGGCUGACGGGCGUUUACACCUUACAGGACGGAUUAUCUGGUAACUGACCAUUUAGCUGUGACACACUCGGACUCUGUGUUAGCGUGGGAUUUUGACCAUGAGCUCAGUCGCUGUACUUACGCAGGAAAGCUUCAAUGAGCACCGCAACGGGCUCAUGCCAGAGCAGGUUGGAGGAGCAGCUGCUGUGGCAGGACCCAGUGCUGGUGGUGAGGAGGAGGACGCUCUCCCUACGUACAAGGACGCCUUUCCUCCUCUCCCAGAGAAGGCGGUGACACCUGAGGCCACCCAGGAAACCACCAAUGCCUGGGCCAGCAAGAUCCGGCCUCUUAAGUCUUCUAUUAUCACCCAGGUUUUCCAUGUGCCACUCGAGGAGCGCAAGUACAAGGACCUCAACCAGUUUGGGGAGGGAGACCAGGCAAAGGUCUGUGUUGACAUCAUGCACAAGACCGGAGCCCACCUGGAGCUCUCCUUGGCUAAAGACCAGGGCCUCUCCAUCAUGGUGUCAGGCAAACUGGAUGCUGUGAUGAAGGCUCGCAAGGAGAUCGUGUCCCGACUGCAGACUCAGGCCUCAGCUACUGUUGCCAUUCCCAAGGAGCACCACCGCUUUGUCAUCGGUAAAAACGGGGAGAAGCUUCAGGAGCUUGAGCUGAAGACUGCCACCAAAAUCCAGAUCCCACGACCGGACGACCCCAGCAACCAGAUCAAGAUCUCCGGAACAAAGGAGGGUUUGGAGAAGGCCAAGCAUGAGAUCCUGCUGAUCUCAGCUGAGCAGGACAAGCGUGCAGUGGAGAGGGUGAACAUUGACAAAGUGUUCCACCCUUUCAUCACUGGUGCCUACAACAAACUGGUAUCAGAGAUGAUGCAGGAAACUGGUGCCCGGAUCAAUGUGCCCCCUCCAAGUGUCAACAAAACAGAGAUUGUCAUCACCGGGGAGAAGGAGCAGGUGGCCCUUGCUAUGGCUAUGAUCAAGAAGAUUUAUGAAGACAAGAAGAAGAACACCACCACUAUUGCUGUGGAGGUGAAGAAAUCUCAGCAUAAAUAUGUGAUUGGGCCUAAGGGAAACACUCUGCAGGAGAUUCUGGAUCGAACUGGUGUGUCUGUCGAAAUCCCACCGUCCGACAGCAGCUCAGAAACUGUCAUCCUUCGUGGGGAGCCUGACCGCCUGGGUCAGGCCCUCACUGAAGUCUAUGCCAAGGCAAACAGUUACACUGUUUCCUCGGUCUCAGCUCCCUCUUGGCUUCAUCGUUUCAUCAUCGGCAAGAAGGGACAGAACUUGGCUAAGAUCACCCAACAAAUGCCCAAGGUGCACAUUGAGUUCACCGAGGGAGAAGAGAAGAUCACCCUGGAGGGACCUACCAAAGAUGUACAGAUGGUGCAAAGCCAAAUUGAAGCCAUUGUUACAGAUUUGGUAAGCCGCAUGGACUAUGCAGAGAUAAGUGUGGAUCCCAAGUUCCAUAGACAUCUGAUUGGAAAAGGAGGAGUUAACAUCAAUCGCAUCAAAGAAGUGCACAAGGUGACUGUCCGAAUCCCUCCUGACAACGAGAAAAGCAACUUGAUACGAAUUGAAGGAGAUCCACAGGGUGUUCAGGAAGCCAAGAAGGAGCUGCUUGAGCUGGCGUCACGCAUGGAGAAUGAGCGUACAAAGGACCUGAUCAUUGAACAGCGUUUUCAUAGAGCCAUUAUUGGCCAAAAAGGGGAGAAGAUCAAAGAAGUGCGGGACAAAUUUCCUGAGGUCAUCAUCAACUUUCCCGACCCCGCACAAAAAAGUGACAUUGUCCAACUCAGAGGCCCACGAACUGAGGUUGAGAAAUGCUCCAAAUUUAUGCAGAAGAUUGUGGCUGAAAUGGUGGAGAACAGCUUCUCUGUCUCAGUCCCAAUCUUCAAGCAGUUUCACAGAAAUAUUAUUGGCAAAGGAGGCUCUAAUAUAAAAAAGAUUCGGGAAGAAACAAACACUAAAAUUGACCUGCCUGCUGAGAACAGCAACUCAGAAAUGAUCAUUAUUACUGGGAAAAAGGCAAACUGUGAAGCUGCACGCAAUCGCAUCUUGGCUAUUCAGAAGGAACUGGCAAACAUCGCAGAGAUAGAAGUGUCCAUUCCCUCCAAGUUGCAUAUCUCCCUGAUCGGGUCAAAGGGCCGUCUGGUGCGGUCCAUCAUGGAGGAGUGCGGAGGGGUGCACAUCCACUUUCCCACUGAAGGCUCAGGAAUCGACAAAGUGACCAUCCGAGGACCAGUGGAGGAGGUGGAGAAGGCCAAGCAACAGCUGCUGGCUUUGGCUGAGGAGAAGCAAACUAAGAGUCACACUGCUGAGCUGCGUGCUAAGCCUGAGUACCACAAGUUCCUCAUCGGUAAAGGAGGUGGAAACAUUCGUAAGGUUCGUGACAGCACCGGAGCCCGCAUCAUAUUCCCGACAGCGGAUGACAAAGACCAGGAGCUCAUCACUGUAGUGGGCACUGAGGAGGCUGUGAAGGAGGCCCAGAGGGAGUUGGAGGAGCUCAUCAAGAGUCUGGAUAAUGUUGUGGAGGACACCAUGAGUGUGGAUCCAAAGCACCACCGUUACUUUGUGGCUCGCCGUGGACAGGUCCUCAGGGAUCUGGCAGAUGAAUAUGGAGGUGUGAUGGUGAGCUUCCCUCGCACUGCGUCUGGGAGUGACAAAGUGUCUCUCAAAGGAGCCAAAGAGUGUGUGGAGGCUGCUAAGAAACGCAUGCAGGAGAUCGUGGAGGACCUGGAGGCACAGGUGACUAUGGAGUGUGUGAUUCCUCAGAAAUUCCACCGUUCCAUCAUGGGCCCCAAAGGCUCUAGGAUCCAACAGAUCACCAGGGACCACAACGUACAGAUCAAGUUCCCAGAUCGUGAAGAGGCCCAAGCUGCAUCUCCUACAGAAGCACCAGCCCAGGAGAAUGGAGAGGCCAACGGGGAGGUGAAGGAGCCAGUGGAUCCAAACGCACCCAAAAAGUGUGACGUGAUUGUGAUCUCUGGGCGAAAGGAGCGAUGCGAAUCUGCUGUGGAAGCAUUGAAGGCCUUGGUUCCCGUCACUAUUGAGGUGGAAGUGCCUUUUGAGCUACACCGAUACAUUAUUGGACAGAAAGGAAGCGGAAUUCGGAAGAUGAUGGAUGAAUUCGAGGUGAAUAUUCAAGUGCCUGCACCUGAGCAACAGUCCGACAAAAUUGCCAUCACCGGCUUGUCCAGUCAUCUUGAUCGCGCCAAAGAUGGCCUCUUGGAGCGCGUCAAAGAACUGCAAGCGGAGCAGGAGGAUCGGGCGCUCAGGAGCUUCAAACUGACCAUCACUGUGGACCCCAAGUAUCACCCUAAGAUUAUUGGCCGUAAGGGUGCUAUCAUCACAAGCAUCCGCACGGAGCAUGAUGUCAACAUCCAGUUCCCCGAGAAGAAUGACGAGAACCAAGAUCAGAUCACUAUUACAGGGUAUGAGCACAAAGCCAUAGCUGCACGUGAUGCUAUUCAGGCCAUUGUGGAUGAGCUGGAGGAAAUGAUCUCUGAGGACAUAACACUAGACAGCAGGGUUCAUGCCCGCAUCAUCGGAGCCCGUGGCAAAGGCAUCCGCAAGAUCAUGGAUGAAUUUAAGGUUGACCUCAGGUUUCCUCAGAAUGGAGCUGCAGACCCCAACCUUGUGACAGUCACCGGUCGCCCUGAACAUGUGGAUGAAGCCAUCGACCACCUCCUCAACCUUGAAGAGGAAUAUAUGGUGGAUGUUGUGGAGAAUGAAGCUAAGAUGGCUUACAUGAGGCCCUCUGGAGGUAGUGCUGCUGCCUCAGACGACCAGCGCGGAUCAUCCAAGGGCUUUGUGGUGAGAGAAGCUCCCUGGGCAGCCGGCAGUGAAAAGGCUCCUGACAUGAGCAGCUCUGAGGACUUCCCCAGUUUCGGAGCUCCGGUGGCCACAAAGACCUCCCCAUGGGGACCCAAGCGCUUCUAAACAUGCUGCUACACAUAACGGGCCUGAAUCAAACCAGACACAACCCCCCCCUCCCUCCUGUGUCCCCGUCGUGUCCAGGACUGACCGCUGACCCCAAACUUCUUCAGUUACGAAAGUGUUAAUCCCAUGUCUCUAGCCUGACCUGCACACUCAUUGGUCUAAACGUGCUUUCAGACACUAUUGUGAGCUUCGUAACUACAUUAAAUAUAUGUCUAACAAAGCAACAGCGACCUGCAUGGUCUUGAAAGGCUGGCAUUUAAAUGUUGAUUAGAGGUGACAUUUCAUUGUGGUUUGAACUGUUCCGAAACCAAAUUAAAUGGUGGCCAGACAUCAGUUUCUUUGAGCUACCCUUAUCUUAGUUGCCUUCGCAGGGUGGGGUUAAGUGAUUGAAUAAUGGAAUAAGGUCCAGCUAUUUCAGUCAUCUCCCCCCUGCUUUCCUCAUGUAGCCGAGUGAGAUCUGUGACGUCAGCUCUUAAGCACAUAAUAGUAUUGUCUAAAUUUCCAUUUGCUCGUAACUGUGCUUUUUACCUUGUGAUCCUGCUAAACUAGUGGCACCUUGUAGCCUUAUGAAUUGGUAAACUCUAGGAGGAGGAAGAACGGCUGUAAUCAAACUGCCAGAUGCGUGGAGACAUGCCAGAACUAAACCUACAACACUAGGCCCAGUGCUCCAGUGCAUCAACCUCACACUAACUGUUUAAGGUGAUUAAUUUUAAAAGUAAUGACUGUUUGUGAGCUAAUAGCGACCAUCAUGUGCCAACUUCCUGUCGAAUCAUGUUCUGUGUAACUCAUCGUAUGGGUCAGUGUCCAGUCCCUUUGUCUUCCAGUUGCUAUGCAGUUUGUUCUGUUGAAUAGCAAUGGCCCUUUUUUAACAGCCUUAAAACUAGAAAGAUACAAACCAAGUCACACUGAUGCUGAAAUGUGCACCAAUGAAGUGGAAAGCAGGUGGUUCCUUAGGGAACUUAGGAAAUCUCCGAAUCAGUGAAUUUCACAUUCAGCUUCAAUCAGCCUGUAGUUUAUAUCUUUCUAGUAUAGAAUGAAAAGAUUAUGCAAAUACCAUUGAAGUGAACGGUUGUGGAUGACACUGGAAAAGAAAUUGUCCAAAAAUCAAUAAAAAUUGAAAAUUUUGUCCAGUA